GCGACACGUAAACUAUAUGUUUGGCCUCGGCCAGACUUUAGUCGUGAAUUCAAUUAUGCACGGUUGCGACUAUACAAAAAUCUCUGGUCUGAAAAAUGGGCAGAGGAAAGUGGGACGAUAAAAGAGUUCCAUCAAGGCAAGUUCCCAUAUAUAUCCCUUACUCCUCUCAAACGUCAAAUACAGUUAACUUCCAUCAUUAGAUUAUCAAGAAGAUUAUGCAAAAGUCACAAUCAAGAUAUGAAUUCAGAAAAAAAAAAGAAAGUUUGAAAUUGCUGUACACAAAUUUAGCCGUCGAACUGUGUUCACGAAAGCAACCACGUAGCUCUUACCACAUAUUACAACACUACACAUUUUGUCGUUAAGCCCACAUAUCCCAAAAAAAAAAAAAACAUUAACCUAGGAUAAUUAGCAUUAUAUAUAAUAGUAAUAAAACCCAAAAGACUAGAUCCAGAAACAGAGAAACAUCAUGGAAGAAACAAGCUACUGCUCAGAACAUGAACUUCAAGAUGCUGCUAAUAACAACCUUUCCUCUCCUUCCACUGGCAGAUCAGCCCAAGAUUCUUUCCAAACUCCGAGGAAAAAGAAAAGUGACAACAGUAUUAAUGCUAAAAGGUUCAGCCAUGAACAAGUGAAGUCGCUGGAGUCCAUGUUUCAUAGAGGGGCGAAGCUGGAGCCCAAGAACAAGCUUCAACUUGCUAAAGAUCUGGGGUUGCAGCCCCGCCAAGUGUCCAUCUGGUUUCAGAACAAACGAGCUCGCUGGAAAUCAAAGAAAAUGGAGCAAGAGUAUGGAGUUCUCAAGGCUGAUUUUGAUUCUCUAAGCCAGCAAUACGAGUCCUUGAAGAAAGAACACGAUUCUCUGCUUCAACAGUUGGGCAGAUUGAAUAGUCUACUAGAAAACCCGGAUAGAAAGCAGAGUAGUAGUAGCAGAGACUGUAGUGAAAAUGCGGCUCCAGUAAUCACAGCAGAACUGAAUUCUGAAGGAGAAGAUCAGAGGCAUGAGGCGGAGGAGGAGGAGGCGAAAAUGGAGUCCAAUAUGAAUAACAGGGAGAAGGUUUAUGGCAUCAUUGAUGAAGACGAUGGAGGAUACUGGAACAGAGGAACAAGAGAGCAAUUAGAAGAUCAAGAGGGGGAAUGCAGCAUGAUGAGCUUGUCUGAUGAUCAAGAACAAGAUAGUGUUGGUUGGAAAGUUGGACGGAAGCAGUGGUGCAGUUUUGUCCCCGGUGGAAUCUUGGAUGAUCCUUCUUGUCCUUCUAGUUGGUGGGAUUUCUGAAACAAAAAUAAAUAACAAUCUUUUCUGUUUUCUUUUGUUUUUUGUUUUUUGUUUUUUUGUUUCUGGUUAGCAAAACAAUGGGGGUAUGAUUGCUCCAAUAAUGAGGAUGAUAAUUCGAGGAUGAAUGAUGUUUGGAACUUCUCAACUUUAAGAAAACAAAAUAAUCUAGAAGGUAGUCGAGUUCGUGUAAUAUGUCUGCGGGACUAGGUAUAUUGAGUUGGAGUGGAGGAUUUCGUGUCUAGAUGUUAAUAGUUGCUUAGCGAAUCUAACAUAAUUUUAGGUGUACUGAUGAUUUCCAUGUGUGCGUUUGUGUUAAUUGCUAGUAAUAAACAAUAUCCAUGCUUACCACUUCACAUCCAAUUACAAUUUAGCGUUACAAACGACACUAUCCUCUAUGUGGUAAAAUGUUUGUAUAAGAAGUUGCUCCAG
Molecule: messenger RNA, 1699 nt
Organism: Oldenlandia corymbosa var. corymbosa
Lineage: Eukaryota; Viridiplantae; Streptophyta; Magnoliopsida; Gentianales; Rubiaceae
Source: the annotation of a GenBank genome assembly